AUGUCAUCAAUAUACAAACUAUCAAUUCAAGGAAUUAGAUCAUUUGGUGCAGAUGAUCGUGAAACAAUUGAAUUUGGAAAACCUUUAACAUUAAUUGUCGGUACGAAUGGUUCAGGCAAGACCACUGUUAUUGAAUGUUUAAAGUAUGCCACAACUGGUGAUUUACCCCCAAAUAGUAAAGGUGGCGCUUUCGUCCACGAUCCUAAAAUCACUCACGAAAAAGACGUUAGGGCUCAGGUUCGUUUUUCUUUUACUAGCGUUAAUGGACUAAACAUGAUCGUUACUCGUAAUAUUCAACUAAUUGUUAAGAAAACUACCACUACUUUUAAAACUUUGGAGGGCCAAUUAGUCACUGUUAAUGACCAGAAUGAAAGGAGUACCAUUAGUACAAGGGCUGCUGAACUUGACACUAAAGUACCGCUCUAUAUGGGCGUCCCUAAAGCCAUCUUAGAAUACGUUAUUUUUUGUCAUCAAGAAGAAAGUUUAUGGCCACUUAGUGAACCAUCUAAUCUAAAAAAAAAAUUUGAUGAAAUUUUUCAGGCCAUGAAGUUUACCAAAGCUAUUGAUAACCUAAAAGUCAUUAAAAAAGAUAUGGGCAUCGAUAUUAAACUAUUGAAACAAUCAGUAGAGCAUUUGAAAUCGGAUAGAAACAAAAGCAAAGUUACAAAAUUGAAUAUAACGACUCUACAGGAAAAAAUCAAAACCUAUGAAUUGCAAGUUCAAAAAUUUAGAACACAGCUAGACGAAAUUACUGAACAAUCAAAUAAAUUGUUUGAUUCUAACCAAGACUUUCAAAAUGUUUUGUCCAAGUUAGAAAGCUUGCGUAAUAGUAAAAUUUCAUUACAAGAACAAAUUGAAACACUAACCAAUACAGUAGAUUCGCCCUUGAAUAUGGGUAAAUCUGAUCUUCUAAAAAAAUUAUCAAAUUUUACCGCUAAUUUGGAAGCUAAAAAAUUACAAAUAGAAAAUUGGAAAUCUAAUGAGUUAUCCAAAAGAAAUGCCAACUUAAAUAAUUUACGUCUAAAGUAUGAUGAAUUAAUUAAAAGAGAUGGCGAGCUCGUAUCUUGGGAAAAAAAUACCAAUUUGAAAAAAGAGCAAUUAGUACAAACCAUCAAAAUUUUUAAAGAGGAAUUUGAUUUAGAGAAUGUUAGCCUGGAUUCUCUGACUACGUAUUAUAACAAAUUAAAUGCUGAAGUUGGUAAUUUAGUUGAGGCAAAUGCUAUUGAAUUAGAAAAUUCUAAUAGGGAUAUAUCCAGACUACAAAAUGAGCAAAGUAUUGAAUUACAAAGUAUUAAGUAUGCUAUUACAGAUAAAGACAAGUUGAGCCACGAAGUAGCAGAAUUAAAUAAAAAAAUAGCCAACAUUAAUUACACGGAAUCUGAUAUAGAAUCUAUUAAAGAGAAUAUUCGUAAUUACCAAGAAAAACUUCACGAAAUAGAAAAGAGAAAUUCUGAUAAUUCUUUUGAUCAAAAAAUCAAUGCAAAUAAAAAGGAAUUGAUCUCACUAGAAAACGAAAUUGACAUUGUUCAACAAAAAAUUAUUGAUUCUAAUCGUCAAUCAGACCUAAUGGCUCAGUUUUCGAUAAUAAAAGAAGAUUUUACUUCAACUAAGUCCAAAUUGGCGCAAAAAGCUGCUGAUUUCAAAAAUCAUACCGAACUAUUAAAACAUCUUGAAUUUACAAUCCCAUCUGAUGAUAAAAUGCUCUGUUCUACUUUUAAAAAAAAAUUUAUAACGUUCGCAGAUAAAGCACAAACUUUGUCUCUCAUCUAUAGAGAGGCUCAAGACAACUAUAAUAAAUCUGAAUACAGUUACUUGAGUAUUCAAGAGAAUUUGGAAGAAUAUGAUAAGCAAGCUCAAAAACUCAGAUCUAAGAUCAAAAGCAUAUUGCCUGAAGAUUGUACUAUUGAUGAUUAUGAUACAAUUUUACAAGAAACAGAAGAAUCCUGUCAAACUGCUGUAGAGAAUUUGAAAAUGCACAAAACAACUUUAGAAUUUAAUUUAAAGGCGUUGCAAUUUGCUAAUGUAAAGAAUUGUUGCUAUUUGUGUCAACGCAACUUUGAAGACUUGCAUGAUAAACUGAAAUUAGUUAAAGAAUUGGAAAAGCGAACAACCUCAAAAUUUGAAGAAACUUUGAAGAAACAAGUUAACGAGGAAAAAGCAUAUCUAAGCGAUUUACGUAAGGCAGGUCCAUCGCUUGUUUCCUUGAAAGAUCUACUCUCUAAAAUUGAAAUGACAAAAUCGGAAAAAAAUCUUAUUCAGGAAGAAACCAAGAAAUUAGAAGCCUUAUUGAAAGAUAAAAGAGAGCAGCAUGAAAGGACACAGUCGCUUGUUAAACAAAUUACUGAAGUAUUAAAACCUUUGGGCGAGGAAAUUGCCAGAUUGGAUGCCGAACUGGAGUUUAUUAGUAAGAAGAAGAAUAAUAUAGAAAAGGAAGUCAGUAUAUAUCAGAAAAAUGGUCCAUUAGAGACAAUCCAAGAAUUGCAACAAAAGCAAACGCGGAUUAAUGAAAGAGGCAAAAAAUUAAGAAAGGAAAUUGAUGAGUUACAAGUAUUGAAAGAUUCAAACUCCAAAGAAUUUGAUAAAGUUUGCUCAUUAUUAAGGGAUAACACAUUCAAACAGAAUGAAGCUGAAAAAUCCUUGGUUGAUAAAAAAAAUAUGGAACUGGAAAGUGUUAAAAAAAAUGAUGCUAUUAAAUCUUUAACACUAAAAAUAACUGAAGGAGAGAGUUUUGUGGCCAAACAAACCAAACACAUACAACAUUUGGAGAUAGAAUUGAGCAACAAAAAAGUGGAGUUUAAAGCCAUAGAGAAUGAAACAAGGUCCAUUUUUGAUACUUUUGUUAAAAACAAGGAUUUGUAUAUUAAUUUGAAGAAUGAUAUACACAAAUUUGAUACCGAAGGUUCUGUGAAAUUAAAACAUGUUAAGGAACAAAUAGAAGGGCUAAAAAAAGAGAUGUCCCACAUUACUGAUGAAAUUGCUGAAUUUAAUGAUAAGAUUAACGCUGCCACAAGAACUUUACAAGACUCUAUAAACCAAGAGAAAAACUUGAAAUUAAAUAUUGAUUUAUUGAACCUAAAAGACAAACUGCUAUCUAUAGAACAGGAAAUAUUAAAGCUAGAUGUUCAAAAUGCAGAAGCUAAAAAAAAGGAAUAUCAACAGGAGUCGUUAAGAUUAAGGAAUAUGUUUGAAAAAUUAAAUGCGGAAAAUGCCGGAAAGCUUGGGGAGAUUAGACAACUAGAAAAUCAAAUAAAAGCGCUAACAGAUCAGUUAAAGACGGACUAUAAAGACAUUGACGCUAAAUAUGAGCAUGAGUGGGUCAAAUUACAGGCUAAAACUCUAGUUACCGAUGAUAUAGACACUUACUCCAAGGCACUAGAUAGUGCAAUUAUGAAAUACCAUAGCUUGAAAAUGAAGGAUAUCAACAGGAUUAUCGAUGAGUUAUGGAAGAAAACAUAUAGUGGCACUGAUGUUGAUACCAUCAUGAUUAAAACAGAUGAAAUUUCCAACACCCGUGGAAAAUCCUAUAAUUACCGAGUCGUUAUGUAUAAGCAAGAUGCAGAAUUAGAUAUGAGGGGUAGAUGUUCUGCAGGACAAAAGGUGUUAGCAUCUAUUAUCAUUAGGUUGGCUUUGUCAGAAACAUUUGGAAUCAACUGUGGUGUUAUAGCAUUGGACGAACCUACUACCAAUUUAGAUGAAGACAAUAUAGCAAGUUUAGCUAAAGCAUUGCAUAAUAUUAUCCAAUAUAGAAGAAGUCAGAGAAACUUCCAACUCAUUGUUAUUACACAUGAUGAAAGUUUUUUAAAUUAUAUGAAUGCCUCUGAAUUUACGGACCAUUUUUUCAGAGUUAAAAGGGAUGAUAGACAAAAAUCACAAAUAGAAUGGGUUGACAUAAAUAGAAUUACUGGAUAG
Saccharomycodes ludwigii is the source of this 3909-nucleotide messenger RNA. It is a transcript of the gene RAD50, whose product is annotated as MRX complex DNA-binding subunit. The record is from RefSeq and is a predicted model, not a curated record. NCBI's taxonomy places the organism in Eukaryota, Fungi, Ascomycota, Saccharomycetes, Saccharomycodales, Saccharomycodaceae. Gene Ontology annotation, biological process: chromosome organization involved in meiotic cell cycle; telomere maintenance via recombination; double-strand break repair. The coding region runs from base 1 to 3909 and encodes 1302 amino acids. The transcript has a single exon. Gene Ontology annotation, molecular function: ATP hydrolysis activity; G-quadruplex DNA binding; double-stranded telomeric DNA binding. Gene Ontology annotation, cellular component: condensed nuclear chromosome; nucleus; Mre11 complex.